AUGUUCGCGUCACUGAACACAGGGAACACUCAGGCUCAGCCCAGCUCUUUCGGCGCCUCUACCACCACCUCUCAACCCCAGCAGGGCACGUCGCUCUUUGGAUCUCUAGGGGCCACGCAGCCGCAGCAGCAGAAUUCAGGACACUUUGGCGGCUCGGCACAACCGUCGCAAGGCACUGGGCUGUUUGGAUCUUCUGCGCAGCCGCAGCAGCAGCAAACGAGCACCCUGUUCGGCGCGUCGCAGCAGCCGCAACAGCAGGGCACUAGCCUCUUCGGAGGUUUGCAGAGCCAGCGACCUGGCACCUCUUCCGUUUUCGGGGCGUAUCAGCAACAGCCGCAGGGGCAGUCAGUGUAUGGGAGGUCGACGCAGCAAUGGCAGCCGGGCAUGAGCACACGCGAGAAGUCAAUACCAGAGCAAAUGGAAAUCAUCUACAACAAAUGGAACCCCGAAUCCCCGGCCUGCGCUCUAACGACCUACUUCUACAACUCCGUCCGGCCCGAAGAUGUCCCCUACUACGGCCCCAGCUCCGGCGAAGACGAGAAGAAGUGGGAAGAAGCGCUGGCCAAGAAGCCGACGCCCAACUCAAUACCGGUCCAAGCCCGCGGCUUCACAGGCAUCUCCCACCGCCUCAUCGUCCAGAUUCACGCCGUCAACGCGCUGCAGUCGCGGCUGCAUGAGAUCAACAACAGCCUCACGGCCAUGAUGCAGAGACACGACCUCGAAAUCUCGGUGAGAGCGCAGGAUGCGAGAAGGAGGCACGUGGCGCUAAGUCAACGGUGCUUGAGUCUGGCGACCAAGGUGCAGGUACUGAGGAAUAGGGGUUAUGCGAUGGAUAGCGCGGAGGAGGAGCUCAAGAAGAAGCUUGUACAGCUGGAGAGAAGGGCAUUUGAUCCGGUGCUGAAUGGGCGGCAAGAGGAGAUCUGGGCCAGGAUGUCGGCGGUCAGGGCGAGGGCGAAGUUGCUGCAGGAGGAGUCGGAGAGGCUUGGGAAAAACUUAGCGAACGGGGCCGAAGAGCCUAUCGAUGAUGAGACGAUGAAGAGGGUCAAGCAGAUUCUGAAUAACUACGACGCGCAGCUCUCGCACCUGAACAAGGAGCUGGAGCAGAUACGGUCUGAAUUUGCUGACUGGGAAACUACCACUGCAGUUCCAGCGAAAGGUGUCAACGGUGUUACAUAG
Messenger RNA from Coniosporium apollinis CBS 100218, 1176 nucleotides. RefSeq lists its product as uncharacterized. Lineage: Eukaryota; Fungi; Ascomycota; Dothideomycetes. Bases 1 to 1176 code for a protein of 391 amino acids. The transcript has 3 exons. Gene Ontology annotation, molecular function: structural constituent of nuclear pore. Gene Ontology annotation, cellular component: nuclear pore central transport channel; nuclear pore. Gene Ontology annotation, biological process: nuclear pore organization; protein localization to nuclear inner membrane; NLS-bearing protein import into nucleus. The record is from RefSeq and is a predicted model, not a curated record.